Messenger RNA from Exaiptasia diaphana, 660 nucleotides. RefSeq lists its product as uncharacterized. The record is from RefSeq and is a predicted model, not a curated record. Bases 1 to 660 code for a protein of 219 amino acids. The transcript has a single exon. Lineage: Eukaryota; Metazoa; Cnidaria; Anthozoa; Actiniaria; Aiptasiidae.
AUGGAUGAAGUCAUGUUCCCUUCGCGAAAGCUUUUAAGCCSCUUCUUGCCAAGAGUUUUCAAGAAUCUAAAGAAAGUACGCUGUAGCAUCGACUGCACAGAAUUCCGCGUGGAAACAUCUAGGAACUUUGCUCAACAAGGAAAGACAUAUUCAUCAUAUAAGCACUCCAACACGUUCAAAUGCCUUAUUGCUUGUACCCCAAAUGGGGGAGCUUGCUUUGUUUCAGAUUUGUUCGAGGGUGACAUUUCUGACGUAGAAAUMUUUGAAAAAAGCGGUAUUCUCAAGCACAUUCAACCAGGAGAUGUUAUUCUAGCAGACAGAGGUUUCACAGUACAAGAUUAUUUAUACCCACUGCAGGCCAAAGUGAAGCUUCCUGCAUUCCUAAAGGGGAGAAAGAGCCUUAGCGCAAGAGAAGAGCUYGACACURGAGUCAUUGCAAAAGCAAGAAUUCAUAUUGAACGCUACAAUCAAAGAAUCAAGCAGUUUAAGCUUAUUGGGAGGAAAAUCCCCCUAUCGAUUGCACCUCUUGCAACACAGAUGGUCGUUGUUGCUUGUGGACUUGUUAAUUUCCAAGUUAAGUUCUUUGUAAGUAGACACAACACAGAUAAACAAAUCAUUGUUGACWACUUUAUUGUCAAUAGUGUAUAUAGAAAUAACUAG